This is a messenger RNA of Pantherophis guttatus, 1389 nucleotides long. It is a transcript of the gene CALHM6, whose product is annotated as calcium homeostasis modulator family member 6. The record is from RefSeq and is a predicted model, not a curated record. NCBI's taxonomy places the organism in Eukaryota, Metazoa, Chordata, Lepidosauria, Squamata, Colubridae. Gene Ontology annotation, molecular function: monoatomic cation channel activity. Gene Ontology annotation, cellular component: plasma membrane.
CCUCUUCUCUUAACGGGCUUUUAGAAGUUUCUGAUUCUUGAACAGUGAACACAAAUCACAGAGCUGAACUGGACCGUUACAGCACCAAAUCAGAGGAUGGAAAAGUUUCGCCCAGUGCUGGAUUUCAUGGUCAAUCACCAGAAGAUCUUGGGCUAUGGGGCAGUGUCUCUGCUGACUGCAGGUAGUGAGCGUAUCUUUUCUGUGGUGGUGUUCAAAUGUCCUUGCAACUCCUGGAAUACCCUUUAUGGUGGUGUGUUUCUGCUGAUGCCAGCCCUUAUUCUGUUUCUGCUGGGCUUGCUCCUGAAUGUACGUUCUUGGAAGGUGCUCACUGGAUGUUGCUCCAAAGGCAGACCAUGUAGUUGUCCUCGUGGGAAUCGCCUCCAGCGCCGCUUACAAGUGAUGGGCUUUGUAAUACUCAGUGCUGCCGUGGCUCCUCUCACGUGGAUUUCUGUGGCCUUGCUGGGAGGAAGUUUCUAUGAAUGUACUGCUACUGGGAGCCCCAUCUUACAGCAAUAUGUGUGCAAAGACAAAGGGGAAGAAUGCAUAAAAAUUCUGGUUAAAGUGCCUUGUCUCAGCUCUGUCUCUCCUUCUUCUGAACUGGAGAUACUCGCAACCCUUCGAGCUCAAUCACAGGUGUUUGGAUGGAUUUUGAUUGCCGGCAUCUUCACAGUGGCCCUUCUUGCCACCUGCAUUUCUCGCUGCCGUUCUCCAGUCAGCGUUCUUCAACUUGCAUUCUGGAAAGUCUACCUGCAGAAAGAACAACAACUUUUUGAAACCAUGGCCAAAGAACACGCGUCAAAGUUAGCAGAGAGGAAUCUUAAAAGCUUCUUUGAUUCCACUGAGUUGGAACCAUUUCAGACCCCAAGCACCAAAGCCUGGGAUAACAUUUCCUCCUUGUUUGCCUUUAAUCCUAAAGUCAAUUACUACAGUAUGAUACAUAAAUAUGUCAGUCAAAAAUCUCAAAGUGGUAGCAUUAAGUCUGCUGAAGGAGAUAUAUACCCCAGUUGUUUGCAAUUUGUAGAUAGUGCAAAUGUUGAAGUCUAAAUUUUGUAACAACUGAGAAAAUGCCUCAAACAACAGUCUUCCUAGCCUCAUAAAGGUGGAAGCGGGAGGCCUAUUUGUUUGCAAGAGUUUGUUAUUGUAACCUUCUAAUAAAAGUAGCAUUAGCUUUCAUAAUUUUGGUUUCCCAGUCUGGUCUACCUUAAAGGGCUGACAAGUAUCAAGGCUUGUUAAUAGAUACAUUAUGCAAUAUUUCAUUACUUCAUUACAUGGAGUGUUCCCAAUUCUUGCUUGUUUCCCCUCCCCCCCCAUUUCUGCACAUGUGCUGUUCAUGAUUCUUGUUGUCAGGUUUUCAUUUAAUAAGAAGUAAAACAUCUGUUCUAUCAUGAA